This is a messenger RNA of Alternaria ethzedia, 1284 nucleotides long. RefSeq lists its product as uncharacterized. Bases 1 to 1284 code for a protein of 427 amino acids. Lineage: Eukaryota; Fungi; Ascomycota; Dothideomycetes; Pleosporales; Pleosporaceae. The transcript has a single exon. The record is from RefSeq and is a predicted model, not a curated record.
AUGCGGUCCUCACUGCUAUCAGCCAUUGCCCUGACUGCAAGCACCGCAGCACAAAUCACCUUCCAAAACAGCAGCACCACAAUCCUGCAAACAGACCCCGGAACCUAUGGUCCCGAGAUAGAAGAAUACCACUACUACUACACGCAAUGGCCCAUCGGGCUAGCCAUCUCCUCGACAGGCCGUUUCUUCGCAACCUACACCCGCGGCUCCUACGCCUACACGCUCGGCGAAGUCGUCAACAAAACAGCCGAAGUCCCCUAUCCAUCCGCGUCUCUCAACCUACCCGUCUCCCAAUUGAACACGAGCUGGAACGGAAUCCCGUUCGGCAGCAACAACAGCACGGGUCUAAUCAGCGUUCAAGCCCUCUACAUCACGCCUGAAAAUGCACGCAGACCGGAAACGCUUUGGGUUGUAGACACCGGUCGCCCUACCAUCACAGACGACAGCGGCGCACCCAGUAUGCCCUACGCGCAACCCGGCGGACCCAAGAUCCUCGGUAUUAGUCUAUCCAACGACACCGUCUACGCAACCUACACCUUCCCCGCCUCCGUCCACUUCCCCUCCUCCUACAUGAACGACAUCCGGUUCGACCUGCGCCCCACCACCACCUCUUCCGGCGCCGGCGUCGCAUACAUCGUCGACAGCAGCGACGAAGGCCGGCCCGGCUUCAUCGUCUUGGACCUAGGUACGGGCGAGAGUUGGCGGCGACUAACCCAGCAUCCCUCCACUCUACGUGUGGACCGCGACGUCCCGUCCUACCAAGGCGUCCCGUUCUACCAACGCACGAUCGGCCAGCCGAUUCAGACGCUGAGGGAGGGGUUGGAUGGGAUACAGAUAUCUCCGGAUGGGGAGACGAUAUAUUACAGUCCGCUCACGUCGGACUACUUGUAUUCGAUCCCCACGGCUAACCUCCUAACUCCACCAUCCGACCCCCUCGCUGAACUCACAGCCGCAAACAACGUUACCAACCUUGGUCAGCGCGGCGGAAACGCAAAUGGGUUCGAGGGCGAUAGCAAUGGUUUGGUGUACCAGUGUAUGCCUGAGCAUAAUGCGAUUUACGUAUAUGAUCCACAGACGAAGAUCACGGAGCCUUUUGUGAGGGACCCAAGGAUAAUUUGGCCCGAUGGAGCGAGUGUGGGCGAGGAUGGGUAUUUGUAUAUGAAUAUUAAUCAGUUGCCAAGGCAGCCGAAUUGGAAUGAGGGGGUUGAUGGGAGGGUUUUUCCGGGGGCGGUUUUGAGGGUAAAGUUGCCCGGGGGAGGGAGGAAGAUUAUGAGUUUGGCAUAA